AUGUGUCCGCUCGCCAUGGGUUACAGCUCCAACGGCGGCGCUGCUUCAUCUGGUUUCACGGCGAGGAUGUGGAGCGAUGGUUCACGGUGGCAGUCGGCUUUUUGGGGUCAUGGAGGUGAUCGUUUUCAAUCUAGAUCUCUCUGGGUUCAUUGCAAGUGCGGAGGUGAUGCGGUCUUUGCCGCUUCCGUGAUUGCUUGCCAUAUGGUUUGUUUCCCGGAAAUGUCUCCGGACUGUUUCGAAUGGCAAGGCUUCGUCUUUGUGGGGUUUGGUUGGACUUCUAUCUAG
Molecule: messenger RNA, 285 nt
Organism: Eruca vesicaria subsp. sativa (arugula)
Lineage: Eukaryota; Viridiplantae; Streptophyta; Magnoliopsida; Brassicales; Brassicaceae
Source: the annotation of a GenBank genome assembly